Cylicocyclus nassatus is the source of this 4139-nucleotide messenger RNA. The record is from the annotation of a GenBank genome assembly. Lineage: Eukaryota; Metazoa; Nematoda; Chromadorea; Rhabditida; Strongylidae.
CAUCCUAAGGUGCGGCUUCUUCACAUUUAUUUAACAGAGCAACAGCUCUAAUCUGUUGACCAUAUCAUGGUCGUCUCCAAAGAAUUGGAGGAUGGCUUCGAUUUGGAUAAAAUCGAUGCGGAAAUCAAAAUUGAGAAAAUUCGGCAGACAGCUUCGAAAUUAUCAUGGGAAGGCUUCCAUCAGGCUCUUCGCCGGAAUUUGAUGGAAAAACGCUUUGUGUUCGAUACAGAGGGGCGAAUUGACCUCCUACAAGCAAUCUCUACUAUCAGGCGUAAUCUCCCCGUGGACAAAAAUGCAGAAUUACCUGUGAAAUUGAAGCAGCUGUCGGAUAGCUUGGAAUGUGUGCUGACUACACAAGGCGGAACCACGCUAUUGAAGAAUGUGGAUACAUCAAUCGAAUUCGCGCAUGAAGGCGAUAAUGUUACUGCAUGCAAAAUUGGUUAUUUUGGGAAACCGGCGGUAGUUUGCGAUGAAGCGGUCGAGUUGAUACGGGCUGGUGAUUUUGGUAAACUGCGAAGCAAGAUUUUCACUGUUCUGGCAACAAUCCCCAGCAACUUGACAGUAGCUGAAAAGAGCACCUGUGUCAAUGCUCUCGACUCCUUUGAAGGAUUCUUGCUCGCAGCCAACCGCGGGAAUGCUUCUUUUGAGGCUAUCUCUACUCUUUUGUAUGGUUUUCUUCUCCCUAGAACUCCACUGAGACCAUCCAGAAUCUACUACACUGUGGAGCCCAGCUAUCUUGUCACAGUUCGAAGGCAGCAAUUGGAGGCAAUGGAUUUCGACUACUUGGAUUACAUGGAAGUUUCGGUAGUCUCCAUCGACAGAGAAAUUCAAAUGCCAGCUGGAGAUGCGCGCAAUCCGUGGUCGACAAUGUCCACAUGCAAGGCAAGUCUGCAACUUCACUUCUCCACACCGAUGCUCUUUAGCUACGGUAUGUGGCGGCGUCUAGAACGGCAUUUGGCUAAACCAGCUGCUGUGAAAGAGAACGUAAAUCUUUACCGAUACAUGAGCGGUUUUAAGUUCGAGGAACCCGAACUAGUGAUGCGCACUUGCUUGCCAGAACCGCACCUCCAGCACUGGUACACUGUAAACACGAGCUCGCUGCUGGAAGAAAAAGACUGCGUCAUAUCUGAAAUCUGUAUAGGAAAUGGAACUGAUCUGGCUGAGAUUGUAUCCAUCGUGCGAGCGCAAGCCAUCCACAACAGCUUGUGGGAGUCACUACUAGCUAUGAGUAGCGGCAAGUGGAAGAAAGAUCUGCCGCACGUGGAUAUACGAAUUGUCCCUUCGCCAGCGCGUUUCGAAUUGUCGUUGUGUGCAAAUAGUCGGAUGUACCUUAUUCGCAUCGAAUUGACUCGUGAGUUUGAAUGGGUCGGAAGCGUCGAGGAUUCUAAUGGCGAAAAAGUGAACCCAGAAUUGGACUCAAUGCUUACUACCAGAAUCAAUACAACCCGUUCGAUUCCUGUAGCUCUGGUUCGCGUACUCAAAGAGCUCGGAUGUCAAGGUGUCGUCACCGACAAUGGCAUCUCCAAUGCAAUGGAUAUCGAUAAUGAGACUGACAUUGUAUCGCAUUUGGAUAAAGUUGGCAAUGCUUGGUUGCCAAUGUUAAACAGCAGAAAACAACAAAAUAAGCCACGACGACCGAAAUCACCCGAGUUUAUCUAUGAGGUGCACGCAGUGCCGAUGGCAACUCGUGGUGGACUUCUAGCUUCGUAUAAGGAAAUCACCUGUGACACUAGUAGUCGACCAGCAGCAGCUGCUCGAGCAGAAGCGCGGACACAGCGGGUGCAGUCCGACACUGCAUUGGCUAUUUCGGACCUGGAGGCGAUAUGUCAACUGGCUGACAGCAUGGAUGACGAUAGCAAGACUUCGACGCCGUCUCUAACGGCUAGACCCUCGACCAGCCCAGCACCGCGACCCUUGGGUGGUAUCGGUGGCACUGGCCAGGGUCCAGGCAGUGGUGUACCGCAGCUUAGCCCACUUGAGACGGCAAGGCUUAACAUGAAGCAUACCGUGAGUGCUGCGGCUGCUGUCGGUUUAGCUUCCGUAUCAACAGAUGUCUUUGAGUUCGCCGAUGAUCGUUCUGUUGGGAGUGGUUCAGCUUAUCCAUCACCAUCGCCUCAGUAUACACCAUUCCCUUACAAUACUGUUGGUAGUCCGCUCUCGGCAACACCGUUAAGAGGAACCACAACAAAACGUCGACCUCGGGCUCGCAAAUCAGCCAAUAUGGGUGAUCGUGUUGGAGAUAUGUCGGCCGCUGCUGCGAAAGAUCCUCUGGGUGUAAGCUUAGCUACACGAAAACCCCGUGGCAAAACAGGAGUUCGUCGUCCACGCGGUUCUCGAAGAGGAGCGCUUGCCAUGACCCAUGCCGAACUGGAGAUGCAACAGAGGAUUCCGCCACCUCUGCAGAGAUCCUAUAGCGAUUACGAACCCAUGCAAAGCAUGAAUUUAGUUGGAACUCCCGCCUCUCCCUAUGUGGAUACCGAAUCUGAUGACGAAUGCGAUCCACCGCCACCACCAAAGUCUUUGACAAUGUUUCCAUCACCGGCUCCAAGUCAAGUGGCAGCAAGCGCUUCUUCUGGAGUGAACAGCCCUUCUCAGUCGAUGAGUCCUCUGUACACUGCCGCUAGCACACCUUCAGCAGUUCCCCCUCACCCUUCCCCGUCACCUCUUGCGGCAUCACCCUCAGUCAGUCAGCCAGCGCCUCUUCCUUCUCCUCGGCCUAGUCAGCCACGAAAGACGAGCCUGGAUGCAGUUGUGGGUAAGCUGAAGACACCAACAGCUCCCCAAUCCACUCCACCUGUAAAAAGAAGCGUGUUCAAUGAUCUCUAUGACGAUGGGACUGAGUCGUCGCCUCCACCGACAGAAGGUCGCAUCUCCUCAGCUUCCACAGUUUCAUCGACAGCGGCGUAUCCUGCAUCUACGAUCUCUGCAUCACCUGUCCCACCAAUCACAGUCACCACACCCGCAGCAAUAUCCUCACCGCGGAUUUCUGAGACAGGACGGGAUGCAUCUGUGUCCAGCGAUAGUAGCUCCCAGAAUCCCAUACCAAGUGUAAAGAUUGAAGGAGCAAGUAAACUUAUCUUGAAGAUUCCCAAGGGGUCGAGAGCUUCACCAUCUGUAGAAGCACAGAAGACAAAGUCUAUCCCGAUGCAGACUAUGCCGAAACUUGAAAAACAGGAAAAAAAGAGAGACAAGGAGAAGAAAGAAGGUCAUAAGGAACGAAACAAAGAAAAGUCCGAUGAAGCAAGAAGGCAGAAACGGAAAGCAGAAGGGAAAGACAAGGACCGUGAGCAUAAAAGGCAUAAGGGUACACCAUCAUCAUCACAGUUUGAUCCUGCCGGGAACACAACUUCAGCGAAGUCCGGAGCCGGUGCUCCGCUGACAUUUGGUUUUGUAGGAAGUCUCAAAAACUUCAAAAUACCGAAGCGUGAAGAGGUCAAAGACAGUCCCAAGGAGAAGGAACCUGCUCCUUCCACUCCCGUUCAGUCGGCGCCCGUUCAACCCCCUGCAGCUCUGCCACCCUCUCCAGCCACCACGCCCAACCCACCACCACUUCCACCAAAGCAGGGAAUACCAAGAAAAACCUCAGCACCAGUACCUCCACCGCCUAUGAUCCCGUUACCGCGUCAACCCCUCUUGUCAACCCCACCAACUGGACCUGCAGGUGGUCCUCCCAUGGGUGUUGGGCCACCGCGAAAACCGCCGCCACUUCCGGAUCAUCGCAGACCAUCAAUGAUUGGUGCACCCCCAUUUCGUGGCAGUACAUCUUCAAUACCACUGCCAAAAGGUCCACCGCCUCCUCAGGCUACACCGUCCUCUGGAGGAGGUACAUGGAUUCGACCACCUUCACACAUUCCUACACAAAGCAUAAGGUCACCAUCACCGGAUCCCAACGCAAUGCAGAUUGAUGAUGAUCUCAAUAGCCCAGAGGAUUCACUACGAAUCGCAGACGAUUGAGUAAUGCAUUUUUAGAAAAGGUUGUGCUGUGCAAACAAGACGGGUACAUAAUUAUUUUACCUUUCUCAAUGAUAAUUGUAAAUCACCUUUUGAAGUUUGUUUUUCUAUUUAUUUUCACUAACAUCUAACACUGAUUCUUUUUUUUGUAUAUAGUGUAGAUCCUUUCAUACUAUGAUAUAUUCAAG